Molecule: messenger RNA, 129 nt
Organism: Peronospora matthiolae
Lineage: Eukaryota; Oomycota; Peronosporomycetes; Peronosporales; Peronosporaceae
Source: the annotation of a GenBank genome assembly
AUGUCUACUUGCCUCCAGAAAGUCUUGCCCCAGUCGAAGAAACCGGACCCGAGUCCGACGUACACUUCGGUCCCGUCAAACUUCCGUAUCGCGAGCUUGCGCUGCCUCGCGUCGGGCGUCCGAAACUGA